Messenger RNA from Anopheles moucheti, 1711 nucleotides. It is a transcript of the gene Timp, whose product is annotated as tissue inhibitor of metalloproteinase. NCBI's taxonomy places the organism in Eukaryota, Metazoa, Arthropoda, Insecta, Diptera, Culicidae. The transcript has 4 exons. Gene Ontology annotation, molecular function: protease binding; metalloendopeptidase inhibitor activity. Gene Ontology annotation, cellular component: extracellular matrix. The record is from RefSeq and is a predicted model, not a curated record. Gene Ontology annotation, biological process: negative regulation of membrane protein ectodomain proteolysis; negative regulation of endopeptidase activity. The coding region runs from base 522 to 1166 and encodes 214 amino acids.
AACAAGCGAACAAGCGUGCGAGUCGGACGUGGCCCGUGCACGUAUAAACACCGUGUGUGUAACCGCUGUGUGUGUACCGAAAGGAAAGCGAAUAUUUUGCCAACAUCCCGCGUGUCGGUGUGUGUGUGUGCGCGAAUAAAAACCACCCUCAAGUGUUUCUAGUGUGUGAAUCGUGUGUUGGAUUUGAAGUAACAUCUUCAACCCCAGCUAGACCGACGGCGAGCGAAAACUACGACGCAGUGAAGGUUUUUUCUGCUGAAAAAGCAAUUGUUGCUUUAAUCCAAGCAACCAAGUCGCCAAGGGAACAAGUGGCUUGCAGAGCGGAGUGAGCGGUUUUUUUCUGUUUGGUAGGGGUUGAUUGUGUGCGUCACAGUAGGCAGGUGGAAAGGUGUGUGCAGCACGUACCGGGGAAGAAAUUCGCCAAAACAACAGAUCAAGGACGACAGAUCGGUGGAAGCGAACAGAUCAGCGCACGUGUCCUGGUGUUUAGCGAAACAUUUUCUAAAAUCAGUUCAACAAAAAUGAAGGCUAAUCGUUCGUUACUAUUGCGGCUGGUGGCACUAGUGGGCCUGUUGGCGGUAUUGCUUCCCACGGCCGAAUCCUGCAGCUGUCUCCCCCAGCAUCCCCAGACGGCCUUCUGCGAGUCGGACUACGUGAUCGUUGCACAAGUGCUACGUCGCACGGCGUCGAAGGACCGUCCGUUGAUGGAUGCAUACAAGAUUGCGAUCAAGAAAGAGUACAAGAUGAGUGAGGACGCCCGGAAAUUGCUGCGCCACGGUAAACUCUUCACACCGACGCAGAGCUCGAUGUGCGGCAUCACGCUGGAACCGAACAAGCUGUACGCGAUCGCGGCCAACAGCGAACAGGUCGGACUGUGCGACUUUGUCCGUCCGUACUCCGAUCUGUCGAUCGUGGAAAAGCGUGGCCUGGCCGGCAUCUAUCGCAAGGGGUGUCAGUGCAAGAUCAACCAGUGCUGGAACCAGAAGUGCAACCAGCGGAUCGGAUCCUGCAACUGGACACCGUUCGCACCGAAGGGCAUCUGCGAAACGAGCUUCGGUUCGUGCGUACCGGCCGGCAUGGUCCAGCAGGAUGGAACCCCGAUCAAGUGCCAUUGGCGCCGGUCGCCACGCUUUGGGCAGUGCAUGGCAAAGAAUGGUGGCAAAUAAGCCAAACGACAAAGCCAAGAUUCAAGCAAGGAAUUCUUCUGCAAGAGUGGCUUUAGUUGACUGUCGGAGGUGGUUAGAUUGUUGUUAUAAACCAUUUAUAUAUAUGUACUGUUUCGUUCCGAACGUUUAGCCGAGAUUGUUCGAACACCCGUGACGAUUUCCUUUAUUUAUCAAACACGUUAACACGGUAGGGAAGAAAUGCGCUCCUGAAUCUACUUGCGACCAGGGACAGAAAGGAAGUGCAGGGUCUCAGAUUGUGUACAUUAUUUCCUGCACGCACACAUACACAGCCUCCCUCCACACACAAACACCCUCCAUUGUGAGGAGCGGCGAGUGGAUGUCAAAUCAUACUUUUGUUAAGUACAAAUUACGAUUAGCCACUGUGUACACGGACACAACACAACGAAUGAGCCGAGAGCGCCUUUAGGGCAGAGGAAUGCGUAUAAUUGGAAUUGUUGGUGUACAAGUGGAACCGAGAGGUGAUGAUAUUUUCAUGAAUAAAUUAUUGGAAUAUAAUUAGUGUAAAGAAUGGUUCACGUAGUUCA